AUGUCCACUUCUGCAGGGACUGCAGACGGUGGUGAGCUGGCCCCUGUGGCAGCCCAGCCCACCCACAUUGACGUGCACAUCCACCAGGAGUCUGCUCUGGCCAAGCUCCUGCUGGCUGUGGGCUCCCAGCUGCGGACCUGGGCCCGUCCCAAGGGCACCGCCACCCAGGCCCCAGGUAGCAGCCGGCUGCUGGUGGCAUCCUGGGUGACGCAGAUCGUGCUGGGCAUACUGAGCGGGGUCUUGGGAGGAUUCCUCUACAUCUUCCGAUACUCCCACCUGCUGGACUCAGGGGCUGCCAUCUGGACAGGGGUAGUGGCUGUGCUGGCUGGAGCUGCUGCUUUCCUUCGUGAGAAACGGGGUGGCGUCUGCUGGGGCUUCCUGAGGACCCUGCUCGCUCUGACAGCUUUUUCCACUGCUGUUGCUGCCAUUAAAAUUGGGGCUGAUGAGCUCCCUUGGAACCCCUUCUACGAUGGGAACUAUGUCUGCGACACUUCCUCCCAGAGGAGCUGGCCCACCGCACCGCCCAGCACGCUGAGUCCAGAGGAAGCCAGGAGGCUGCACCUGUGCCUUUCCUACGUGAACAUGCUGGGGGCCCUGUUCGUAGGCCUCAAGGCCAUGCUCCUGGGUGUCUGGGUUCUGCUGCUGGUGGCAUCUCUAACCCCCUUAGCCCCCCUGGUCUCCCUGUGUCUGUGCUGCUGGAGAAGACCCCUACCUGAGGAGGAAAGGGACCAGAAGGAACUGCUGGGGAUGGAAUGCAGCCCUGCUACUGCCUGAGCACUGGUCCUUAUAUCUGACUCACCAGUUAUCCUUCCCCGCCCCGAUCCAGCCACCAUCCCGGCUCCAGCUCAUUUCUUGUUCACCUUCACCAUCCUGCUGGCUUUGUCUCCCUUCUUGAGCAGUAAUUGGAUAAUAAACUCUCUCAUGGUCUU
Molecule: messenger RNA, 929 nt
Organism: Trichechus manatus latirostris (Florida manatee)
Lineage: Eukaryota; Metazoa; Chordata; Mammalia; Sirenia; Trichechidae
Product: transmembrane protein 176A-like
Exons: 6
Coding region: 1-774 (257 amino acids)
Cellular component (GO): membrane
Source: RefSeq, a predicted model, not a curated record